Messenger RNA from Gambusia affinis (western mosquitofish), 1943 nucleotides. RefSeq names its product coiled-coil domain containing 169 (gene ccdc169). The coding region runs from base 361 to 987 and encodes 208 amino acids. The record is from RefSeq and is a predicted model, not a curated record. The transcript has 7 exons. Lineage: Eukaryota; Metazoa; Chordata; Actinopteri; Cyprinodontiformes; Poeciliidae.
AUAGACAUGGACACCUGGUCGUCAUUGGCAUCCACUACAAGGGGGACAAUUGCAGUAUACAAGCAUUUUCAUAGAAAGUUGAGCAGAAGGAAAAUGUGUGUUAUCCCGGUAACAGAGAUAACAGCAGCCUUGAGAGGAGUAUUAAGCAAAAUCCAUUAAACAAUUUGGGGGAGCUUCACAAAGAGUGGACUGAGGCAAGAGUUAAUGAAGAUUUACACCUGAUGUCAAAAUCCUUGUGUCAAACUACUCCCAUCUGGUUCAAAGUCCUCUUUGUAGAUGAAUGUAAAGUUUGCAUUUAAUUUGAAAAUUGAUGCCCCAGAGUCUUGUUGAAGAGUGGAGAGACAAUUUCCACAGUUGGUGAUGAUUUGGUGCAUGAUGGUAUCAGGUUGUGUUGAUCUACUGGCUGAUCACUUCCAUGGUAAUGAGUGGAAGACGAGGUUUGAGACACAAGUAGAACUAAAUGGACAGCUGGAGAGACAGAUUUCACACAUUCAGCAGAGGCUGGAGAGCAUCAAAGGAAACCCCGUUGAUCGAUUGGCUUUUAUCCGAUUAUACGAAGACAUGGGACUUGAAAUGCUUAAAGAACACCUAAUGGUCCUGACUGAGGAGAAAACUGACCUCCAUAAUCAGCUGAAGAACUGCCAUCUUCAAAUGGAACAGGAGGGAAAGGCUUUCCAUAAAACCAAUGAUGAAAGGCGGGCAUAUCUUACAGAAAUAGCUAUGUUGUCUUCUGUCCGUGAGCCGCAGAGACGACAGUACUCCAAUCAGCGACAGGGGGCACCAGAGAGCAAACAGAUCAGAGAAAAAGAUGUCUGUAGGAAAGCACCAGCUGGUUCGAACAAAGGAACGGAGGAGGGAUUAACAGAAUGUUUGAAUGAAGGCGGAGGAGGAGGUGGUGACUCAACAACAGAGAGAGGAAUGAAGAAGAAAUCCCAAAGGGAAAGCAGGUUACCUACCCUGAAGCAUCGGGGAAAACAUAAUCCUUAACCAAAAUCUGUUCCCAUGUAUAUUUGCAGGUUUCUUUUAUUGGGGGCAAUUAUCCUUGUACAUUUCUGUCAGCUUUUUGUUUAGACUUUUAUUUAUUUUCUCGAAGUCCGUAAUAUAAUGAUUUAAAUACUUAUAUAGUGGUAUGAACCAUCAGAAAUCCAACUUUUCUUACACACACAGGCAGAUAUUUCACUCUUUUACCAAGACAUUUACAAAAGUCUUUCAUUGUGACUUAAGAAUGAGCUUAAGCCAGUUGACGAGUUAGCUGGUGUUUUGGAACUAUCUGUUCCUGGAAACUUCAAUGACAGAGUUUUGCAACGUGGGACAUUCACGUCAAGGACUACGACUGUCUCUACUUUGGGUCACCUGCUCUGUCAUGAAGAGCCCAAAACUUAACGUUUACUUUAAUUUAUUCUAAUUCAUGCACCUGUGUUAUAGAUGAAACCCUGUUCAAUAAACAUGAUUAGUGUUUGUUCUGUUACCAGCUCAGUUCUAAAUCCAGAAAGCAGGAUGUUUGUAGUGAGAUUUCAAGAUAGAAAAAACUACGAUGAAAACCAUCUUCUAUUCAAGACAAUAAAAGAGCUGAUUCAACCAGAACAAAAACAAGUUUGUUGGGAGAAAAUAAACAACCUUUUCUGAUGUAAAGUUAGGCUCUACCUAUUAGUUCAAUCUAUGGUGAUUCUGGUGCUGGAAGUUAAUGAAAUUAAGGAUUCUUCCUUUUAAUUUUCCUUUCUUUUUCUAUUAACAUUUUCCUUCAGUUAAGUGAGACAGCAUAAAUCUAAAUUACAUCUGGAAACCCUGCUUUUGAAUUUUAUAGACCUUUGAUACAGUUAGAGCUCUAUUCAGCUAAUAAUACUUUGACCCUUCAUUCUCAAGUCCCUUUGAAAUGUUUAAGUAGUUCCAUGUUUUUGUUGCUUUUACUUAAUUCAUUAAAAAUAUUCUAAUAUUUCAAAUUA